AUGGCUGCGAUCACUGAGAAUGAUCCAAUGGCUGUGAUCACUGAGAAUGUACACACUGAAAAGUACAUUGAUGUUGCCAAAGAUGUUCAUGACAUUUGUGUCAAGAGCGAUGGCGAAAAUACCAUUGGUGAUGGAACUGAGAAAAUCUCGAUCACAGUUUCCAAAGAAGAGUCUGAGCUCAAACCUGAAUCCGAGUUAGAUAUGCAGAAUCUUGUGGCCAUGUUCAAGAAACUGAAUCCUUUGGCAAAGGAGUUUUUCCCUUCUUACUACAACACCAAGAAGAACAAUCAUAGUGGGAAAGACAAUCAAAUUCUGUCGGCUGACGUGGCUAAAAAGAAUCAACCCGGUGAAGAAUUUGAUCAUGAUCUCAAGAAGGAUGACAAUAACCGGAAGAAAAGAAACGGUUAUAGCCAAGGGAGGAGGAGGUUAAAUGGAAGAAUUUCUAAGGCUGAGAGAGAGGAUAGUAUUAGAAGAACAGUAUAUGUUUCUGACAUUGACCAGAGUGUGACUGAGGAGGGUCUUGCUGGCUUGUUUAGUAACUGUGGACAAGUAAGAUGA
This is a messenger RNA of Eruca vesicaria subsp. sativa (arugula), 558 nucleotides long. The record is from the annotation of a GenBank genome assembly. Lineage: Eukaryota; Viridiplantae; Streptophyta; Magnoliopsida; Brassicales; Brassicaceae.